GUCGGUUCCGUGCUGGGAGCCGGGCGGCGGCGGCGAGGCUGGGGGCCGCGGGCGGAGGAGGAGGAGGCCGCUGCGGGGUCUCCCGCUGCUCCUCCGGAGCCGCCGCCCGGACCCGGAGCCCCGCCGCCGCCUGGCUUUGCCUGAGCUCCUCAGGAUUUGUCAGCCAGAUGUGACAAGAUUGUGGCGAGGCGAGUGAAGGAGAUCUGAUAUUAAUCAGCGCGUAGCUCCGAGCCAAACUUUCUCAAAUGCGGUGUAGAAACAUGUUCUUCUCAUUUAAGGCAUCUCUUUGUGGCUGCGGGGCUGCCACUGCUGCGAGUCUGACAGCUAUCAGCUGUACUCUGAACUGUACUUGCCAAAGUUUCAAACCCGGGAAAAUAAACCACCGUCAGUGUGACCAAUGCAAGCAUGGAUGGGUGGCCCAUGCUCUAAGUAAGCUAAGGAUCCCCCCGAUGUAUCCAACAAGCCAGGUGGAGAUUGUCCAGUCCAAUGUAGUGUUUGAUAUUAGCAGCCUCAUGCUCUAUGGGACCCAGGCCAUCCCCGUUCGCCUAAAAAUCCUACUGGACCGGCUCUUCAGUGUGUUGAAGCAAGAUGAGGUUCUCCAGAUCCUCCAUGCCUUGGACUGGACACUUCAGGAUUAUAUCCGUGGAUACGUACUGCAGGAUGCAUCAGGAAAGGUGUUGGAUCACUGGAGCAUCAUGACCAGUGAGGAAGAAAUGGCCACCUUGCAGCAGUUCCUUCGUUUUGGAGAGACCAAAUCUAUAGUUGAACUCAUGGCAAUUCAAGAGAAAGAAGAGCAAUCCAUCAUCAUACCACCUUCCACAGCAAAUGUAGAUAUCAGGGCUUUCAUCGAGAGCUGCAGCCACAGGAGUUCUAGCCUCCCCACUCCUGUGGACAAAGGAAACCCCAGCAGUAUACACCCCUUUGAGAACCUCAUAAGCAACAUGACUUUCAUGCUGCCUUUCCAGUUCUUCAACCCUCUGCCUCCUGCACUGAUAGGGUCAUUGCCCGAACAAUACAUGUUGGAGCAGGGUCAUGACCAAAGUCAGGACCCCAAACAGGAAGUCCAUGGGCCCUUCCCUGACAGCAGCUUCUUAACUUCCAGUUCCACACCAUUUCAGGUUGAAAAAGAUCAAUGUUUAAACUGUCCAGAUGCUAUUACUAAAAAAGAAGACAGCACCCAUUUAAGUGACUCCAGCUCAUACAACAUUGUCACUAAGUUUGAAAGGACACAGUUAUCCCCUGAGGCCAAAGUGAAGCCUGAGAGGAAUAGCCUUGGUACAAAGAAGGGCCGGGUGUUCUGCACUGCAUGUGAGAAGACCUUCUAUGACAAAGGUACCCUCAAAAUCCACUACAAUGCCGUCCACUUGAAGAUCAAGCAUAAGUGCACCAUCGAAGGGUGUAACAUGGUGUUCAGCUCCCUAAGGAGCCGGAAUCGCCAUAGUGCCAACCCCAACCCUCGGCUGCACAUGCCAAUGAACAGAAAUAACCGGGACAAAGACCUCAGGAACAGCCUGAACCUGGCCAGCUCUGAGAACUACAAGUGCCCAGGUUUCACAGUGACGUCCCCAGACUGUAGGCCUCCUCCCAGCUACCCUGGUUCAGGAGAGGAUUCCAAAGGCCAACCAUCCUUCCCAAACAUUGGGCAAAAUGGUGUGCUUUUUCCCAACCUAAAGACAGUCCAGCCGGUCCUUCCUUUCUACCGCAGUCCAGCCACACCUGCCGAGGUAGCAAACACGCCUGGGAUACUGCCUUCCCUCCCACUGUUGUCCUCUUCAAUCCCAGAACAGCUCAUUUCAAACGAAAUGCCAUUUGAUGCCCUUCCCAAGAAGAAAUCCAGGAAGUCCAGUAUGCCUAUCAAAAUAGAGAAAGAAGCUGUGGAAAUAGCUAAUGAGAAAAGACACAGCCUCAGCUCAGAUGAAGACAUGCCCCUACAGGUGGUCAGUGAAGAUGAGCAGGAGGCCUGCAGUCCUCGGUCACACAGAGUAUCUGAGGAGCAGCAUGUACAGUCAGGAGGCUUAGGGAAGCCUUUUCCUGAAGGGGAGAGGCCCUGCCAUCGUGAAUCAAUAAUUGAGUCCAGUGGAGCCAUCAGCCGAACCCCUGAGCAGGCCACACACAAUUCAGAGAGGGAGACUGAGCAGACACCAGCGUUGAUCCUGGUGCCAAGGGAGGUCGAGGAUGGUGGCCAUGAACACUACUUCACACCUGGGAUGGAACCCCAAGUUCCUUUUUCUGACUACAUGGAACUGCAGCAGCGCCUGCUGGCUGGGGGACUCUUCAGUGCUUUAUCCAACAGGGGAAUGGCUUUUCCUUGUCUUGAAGAUUCUAAAGAACUGGAGCACAUGGGUCAGCAUGCAUUAGCAAGGCAGAUAGAAGAAAAUCGCUUCCACUGUGACAUCUGCAAGAAGACCUUUAAAAAUGCUUGCAGUGUGAAAAUGCAUCACAAGAAUAUGCAUGUCAAAGAAAUGCACACAUGCACAGUGGAGGGCUGUAAUGCUACCUUUCCCUCCCGCAGGAGCAGAGACAGACACAGCUCAAACCUAAACCUCCACCAAAAAGCAUUGAGCCAAGAAGCAUUGGAGAGCAGUGAAGAUCAUUUCCGUGCAGCUUACCUUCUGAAAGAUGUGGCUAAGGAAGCCUAUCAGGAUGUGGCUUUUACACAGCAAGCCUCCCAGACAUCUGUCAUCUUCAAAGGAACAAGUCGAAUGGGCAGUCUGGUUUACCCAAUAACCCAAGUCCAUAGUGCCAGCCUGGAGAGCUACAACUCUGGCCCCUUGAGCGAGGGCACCAUCCUGGAUUUGAGCACUACCUCGAGCAUGAAGUCAGAGAGUAGCAGCCAUUCUUCCUGGGACUCUGACGGGGUGAGUGAGGAAGGCACUGUGCUUAUGGAGGACAGUGAUGGGAACUGUGAAGGGUCGAGCCUUGUCCCUGGGGAAGAUGAGUACCCCAUCUGUGUCCUGAUGGAGAAGGCUGACCAGAGCCUUGCUAGCCUGCCUUCUGGGUUGCCCAUAACCUGUCAUCUCUGCCAAAAGACAUACAGUAACAAGGGGACCUUUAGGGCCCACUACAAAACUGUGCACCUCCGGCAGCUCCACAAAUGCAAAGUACCAGGCUGCAACACCAUGUUUUCGUCUGUUCGCAGUCGAAACAGACACAGCCAGAAUCCCAACCUGCACAAAAGCCUGGCCUCAUCUCCAAGUCACCUCCAGUAACAAGAUGGCAAACCAAAUAUGCUCAGAUAAGCUUUUUUCAUAAUUCAGGAAUAAGGUAGUCCAUAGAAAUGUUUGUUUCAUAUCAUUUGGGACGAGUCAGGUAAAAGUAUUUGAUUUGACUUUAUAGUUUUCCACAGCACAAUGAGCAAAAGACAAACCUUGUGGGAAGAUGACACUGGGGCAGCCCAUCCUAUUUUUCUUAGCCCAAGAGGUCUUUCACUGAUACAAGGAAAACUUGCAGAAAUGCAGUUUUUCCCAGAUUUGUUUACAUGUUACCUGGGACAGAUCCAGGUCUGCAGAUCGACACCAGUGGGCCCAGGACCUGGGGGUGGCUUUAAAUGAGGCUUGCAGUGUUAAGGGUCUUGGAUCAGAAGGGUCCUGGGGAAGAAGACUCACCGUGGACAAGAUACCAGUCCCUAAGAUAGCAUUUUCAGUUCCUUCUUCAAUUAGUUUGAAAUCCAGACCUGAGUUUGGAAGACUGACUUUUUAAGACCAUCCCUGUGUUUGGAGUGGAUAAUUGUCCCUCCCCUCAGCCCUGCGCCAAAGGUCUCAUAUGUUACCCCAGGGAGUUCUCAGAGGAUUGGGUUGGCCUCUAACAUGUUCCUUGUUAAUUCUUGUUCUGUAACAUGCAUUCAAGAAGCUAGGGGAAAAAUAUGCACUUAAAUAACAGUCUUCAAUUUAAUUUAAAAAUAUUUCAAUAAUAUUUCAUUUGUGCUUAUGUGGUGUUUGGUGUUGAGUGCAGAUAUUGCACUGUGUCACCUCUGGAUCUCUGCUCAGAGGCUGAACAAGUGAUGACCUAAAUGUCAAAAUCACCACUCAUUUUCAUUUGGUGAACUUCAAAGUCUGUUCUUUUUGGUCACCUGUGGAAUGAAUGCAAGCAUGAUUUUGGCAGGAACAUUUGUACAUAUUCUGCCAUAGAUAAUGUGGUUCUGAUAGUUGUUGUGUAUUUUCAGUAUCACUGGAUCCCUCAGUCUUCACCCUUUUAUAAAUGUAUAAGAUUAGGAUGAACUUUUGAAUUUACUUGGUAGGAAAAAAAGUAGGACAUUAUUGCCAUAUUGUAUGUCUUAAUAUUUAACUUAUUCUGAAAUAUAUUCCACACUGUUACAUACAUUUUCCAUUGUAGAAAGGAAAUUCAGUCAGUCCUGUGGAAUGAAACCAUCUCCUGAAAUUCAGCAUUUGCAGUAUUCUAAAAGCCUGUGUAGGUACAAGGACAUUGAUUUUGUAUUCAGAAUUCAAGUUAACUAUCUUUUAAAUUCGUGGUUGAUGUAAGUAAUAAAAAACAUUCUUAAAGAAAGUUGAGGGUUAUAAGAGAUAUUAUUUCUGUGGUCUAAAGGUUAAAAAAAAAAGCCAACAACCUGUUACCAAUUAUUUCAACUUUUUUUCGUUUUAAUAAAUGUGACAACUUAAAACUUGUUUCUAUUUAAAGUGAGAUGUAUCUUUCAACUGUUUAGUUACCCAGCUGUUUAAUAUUCCAGUUUUCCCAAAGUGAAAAGAUUUGUAUACAAAUAUUUUCUAUGAUUUAAUAAAAAUAUAUGGCACACCUUUUGUUUGAAAAGGCAAA
This is a messenger RNA of Nomascus leucogenys (northern white-cheeked gibbon), 4770 nucleotides long. RefSeq names its product basonuclin zinc finger protein 1 (gene BNC1). Gene Ontology annotation, biological process: regulation of transcription by RNA polymerase I. The record is from RefSeq and is a predicted model, not a curated record. Gene Ontology annotation, cellular component: nucleus. NCBI's taxonomy places the organism in Eukaryota, Metazoa, Chordata, Mammalia, Primates, Hylobatidae.